AUGGCGGAAUCUAUCACGACACAGAGCAGUCCAGGCGUGGUCAAGGAGUUCCUGGUUGGCACCUCGGGGGGUGUCACCCAGGUCAUUAUUGGCCAACCGUUCGACAUCGUCAAGGUCCGCAUGCAAGUCCAGGCAAACAAGUCCGCCAUCCAAGUCGCUCGGGACAUCUGGAAGCACGAGGGGGCCCUGGCCUUCUACAAGGGAACCCUCCCGCCGCUGCUCGGGGUCGGAGCCUGUAUCAGCAUCGUCUACUCAACCUUCCACACAAUCUCCCAGGCCAUCCACUCCCUCAAUGACAACACCGCAACCCCCACCCUAACAUCCACCCAAACCUACCUCGCCGGCGGCCUCUCCGGCCUCGCCAACAGCGUCAUAUCAGGACCCACUGAGCACAUCCGAAUCCGCCUGCAGACGCAAUCUACUCCAAGUCCUGGUUCAGUUCCAGGUGCUGGUCCUGGCUCAGGUUCAGGCGUCUAUGGCUGCAUCCGGGCUAUCCACUCCCAGGCCGGGUUCCGGGGCCUCUACCGUGGCCAGACACCCACCAUGCUCCGCGAGUUCGGCAGCUAUGGCGUCUGGUUCUGUGUGUACGAGGGGCUUCUUUCCCGGUUGACCGGGGCAAGCCCUGGCGCAGAUACACCCGCCGCCUCCAUUUCCAGUUCCACUCGCACUGCCUCCACCAGACUCAGCCCUGACACAGAUACACGCACAGACGCCGCCUCCAAUAACAGCCCACGCAGAGAAGACCUCCCCACGUGGCAAAUUGCAUCGUGUGGCGCCAUCACAGGCCUGGUGCUGUGGUCUGUCAACUACCCGUUCGACGUCGUCAAGAGCAAGAUGCAGGCGGACGGGUUUGGGGCUGGGAGGCGGUAUGUCAACCUGAGGGAUGUUGUGAGGCAGACCUGGAGGGUGGAGGGGGUGAAGGGGUUCUUUAGGGGAUUGGGGCCGACGCUUUUCAGGGCUGUGCCUGUUUCUGGCGGGACUUUUGUUGUGGUUGAGCAGGUGAGGAAGAUUAUAUAG
Molecule: messenger RNA, 1017 nt
Organism: Aspergillus puulaauensis
Lineage: Eukaryota; Fungi; Ascomycota; Eurotiomycetes; Eurotiales; Aspergillaceae
Exons: 5
Coding region: 1-1017 (338 amino acids)
Biological process (GO): mitochondrial L-ornithine transmembrane transport
Molecular function (GO): L-ornithine transmembrane transporter activity
Source: RefSeq, a predicted model, not a curated record